Synchiropus splendidus (mandarinfish) is the source of this 2088-nucleotide messenger RNA. RefSeq names its product protein FAM107B-like. Gene Ontology annotation, cellular component: stress fiber; neuron projection; synapse. The transcript has 4 exons. The record is from RefSeq and is a predicted model, not a curated record. Gene Ontology annotation, biological process: actin filament bundle assembly; actin filament polymerization; regulation of actin cytoskeleton organization. NCBI's taxonomy places the organism in Eukaryota, Metazoa, Chordata, Actinopteri, Syngnathiformes, Callionymidae. The coding region runs from base 181 to 783 and encodes 200 amino acids.
GCAGGAAGUCAUCAGGUAGCACCUCCUCCUGUUCUCUCAUCCAUGCUGUCUCAUACUCCCAGAUCGCUCAGGUCCUCUCCAGGCAGCAGGUCAGAACCAGAAGUUGCAGUGUGACACCGCUGAGAAGAAUGGGAGCCUCGUACGGGAAGAAGGUCAGUUCACAGGUGUCUGAGGUUGCUGAUGUCCAGCAAAUGUCACUCUCCUGAAUUCCAUUUAAUCCAGCAAACACAGCUGUGCGAGAAGAAAUUUGUGAGAUUUCAGGAUUUCAGGACAAUAUCUUCUUUCCACACGCACCAGAGGGCGCCGGUGAGACAAGAGAAGCGCACUCGUGAUUCAGUCAUCAUUGUUCCCCAGGAGAGUGAAGGUGUUUCAAGAAAGACCUGUCCAGAGCCGGUUCCUGACCCUUGCCCAGUCCACCAGGAGGCUGCUGAAGACCUCAUCAAACCCAGAAGACUCCAAAAUCCGAUCAAGAACUCCAGAACUCACCAGCAAGUCCACCGAGAGCUCAUAUGGACUCGCCAACGGGGAGAUAAACCAGAGCUCCAAAAAGUUCUAGAAUCCAGAAGAAGAGACCAGAUGAUCCGUCAAAGAAAACAAGAAGAGGAAGCGCAAAGAAAAAUUACUCCCCUCGAGACACAGCUGAAGAAGAGAAGGCAGAGACUGGAGGAGGUACAAUCACAGGAAGGGAAGCUUCAGCAGGAGGCGCUAACAGCUCCAGAGUUUCUGAAGGUCAGAGAAAACCUGCGACGGAUACCUGUGCACAGGAAGGACGUUGAUUCCUAAAGAAGGGUUUGAAUGACUCAACUAAACUCAUCAUGGAUGUGAACAACAAUGUCAGUUUGGAUAUAUGACCAGACAUGGAGAACUGCAUCAGACUCGUGUAUGUCCAUGACCAGGAGGACUCAUUUAAGUGACUGUGAUCCUCAGUCAUUUGAGAGAGUGGACACAAGCAGGUCCAAAGAGAAGAGAAAUAAAAGUGUGAGCUCCUGACUGGUUUCCCCCCAUGUCCACCUCCUGCUGCUGCUGUUCCAGGUCAUCGGCAUUGUGUCUAAGGAGGUGAGUCUAGAGCAGGAGGGGGAGUCAGACUCUCUGGUUUCCAGUGCUCCAAUACCAUUCCCCAGUUUCUCCACAGGUCAUGACUGUCAAGCUCAGCACACCUCUGGUCACCAGUGGAGACUUAACUGGGUCCAUUAGUCUACAGUGUGCAGGUAUUCUGUUCACAAGCUUGGGUAUGUGGCCUGCCCACCUCAGGUGUUCAGUUCUAUGAGAAAUCCUCUGCCACUGAGCCUUGGGCCAGGAUGAAAACAGGCCUGGAGGAGGACUGAGCAGACCACAUCAUGUUCCUUUGCCUCAUUGUCGUGGACCACGGUCGGUGGAAGAUCCAUAGAUUUUUCAUGGAAGUGAAAUAAGUUCAGACGCAGAGCAGUCCAAAAUCCAAAUUUAAUACACCACUGAUCAGCCAGAACCCUCCAGGUGGGAACUGGACCUCUCCGCCCCCUCAGUCCGGUCAGGGUGCUCCACGCUUGAGUCCACUUGGCUUGGCCCGGACAUCUGCAUGAAGAGCUCCUGCAGUUCUGUGAUGUCACUCUCUUGGUGCGGCAGGUGUGGAGAAGGGUGCUGGUCCCGCUCCUGGAUGAAGUCCCACAGGCUGACCCGGUUCAUGAACUGAAAAACAGAGUCCGGUUAAGGCCUGGAGGACACAGGUGUACAUCGGUCAGAACUCACCCGUACACUCCCCUCUGAGCUCAGCUGCUUCCUGGGUUUGUCCGGUUCUGCCAGGGACCCAUCUGGAAAUGCAUGCCGGUACAGACAUUUGGCUCCAAAAGGACACGCACCCCGACCCUGAUCAAAGAACCGGCAGGCCUUUUUACUGUGGAGACAGAAUCAGAAGUGAAGAAGACCUAAUGCUGGUCAAUGUUCUCCUUCUCCCUGACCCAUGCCACCCUCACUGGAACUAGUCAGAGCUCCUACUGGACCCCCUUUGCCAUCUUCGUGCAGAACUCUGGGCAGAAUACAAUUUCCCAGAGUGCGACUUUGGUUCUAGUACUGGAACACAUAUGAAUUUGACUAGUUUUUAAUAAAAUUAUC